Messenger RNA from Pecten maximus, 3453 nucleotides. Its product is annotated as pre-mRNA-processing factor 17-like. The record is from RefSeq and is a predicted model, not a curated record. Gene Ontology annotation, cellular component: catalytic step 2 spliceosome. The coding region runs from base 21 to 1736 and encodes 571 amino acids. Gene Ontology annotation, molecular function: mRNA binding; protein binding. Gene Ontology annotation, biological process: mRNA splicing, via spliceosome. The transcript has 14 exons. NCBI's taxonomy places the organism in Eukaryota, Metazoa, Mollusca, Bivalvia, Pectinida, Pectinidae.
GAUGUCCGCCGAUCGUCGCAAUGCUUGCUUUGCAAGACUACGCGAGUGAUUCAUCCGGUUCUGAUGAAGAAACAAAGCAAAAGAUUGAAGAUUUGACUGCACAUUUGAAACCAAUACAGAGUGGAAAAUCACUUGUAUCAACUCAAAAGUUGAACGCGGCUCCUUUAGUAAUAACAAAGGAAGAUGUUGGCGUGCAACGUCACUUGGAUGUCACAACCAAAGAGGUGAAGUACAACCCUAAGUUUGAGGAAAUGUUUGCACCUCAGGUUGGGCCCUCUAACCCAUUUAAGACACAACAGAUGCUUGCUACAAAAAACAUGAUUUCCGGUUAUGCAGAGUCAGCACAUUUCAACCAAUUUCAAUUUGAAAAUCAGCGUAGAACAUUUACAAGUUAUGGCUAUGCUAUAGACCCCUCUGUGGAUGUACAAGUGUCAACAGAUCCGCCAGUUGUAGGGGACAGGGUCGCUGCUGAGGAUAGUAAAGGUCUUACUGUAUUUGAGGCUGCACCCAAACGCCCUGAAGACAAGAGGAAGCGUCUGAGAAACUCAGAUGCAGGAGAUAUAGAGGGAUAUCUGGGACCUUGGGGCAAGUUUGUGGACGAGAAAACAGUGAUGAAGCCAAGUGAGGAUGAGCAGAAGGAGCUGGAUGAGAUACUAGCCAAGAGGAGUAAAACAAAUAAGCAGACAGAGGAGAAGACGGCCGAGGAGAAAACUACACUACACAUUAAGGAUGCGUAUGACUACCAGGGUCGGUCCUACCUCCACAUCCCACAGGAUGUGGGCGUGAACCUCAAGUCAGAUGAACCACCAGAGAAAUGUUUCCUUCCCAAAAAACACAUCCACACCUGGACGGGACACACCAAAGGAUUGUCAGCCAUUCGAUGGUUCCCUGUGUCUGCCCACCUACUUCUCUCUUGUAGUAUGGAUUGUAAAAUUAAGAUCUGGGAAGUGUACAACGAACGACGAUGUAUUCGGACAUAUGCCGGACAUAAACAAGCGGUCCGAGAUAUCACAUUCAACAAUGAGGGCACAGAGUUUCUAAGCUGUGGCUAUGAUAGAUACUGUAAACUUUGGGACACAGAAACAGGUGAAUGUAAGUCCCGAUUUACCAGCAGAAAAGUGCCGUACUGUGUGAAGUUCCACCCGGAGCCUGAUAAGCAGCACUUGUUUGUGGCAGGGACCUCUGAUAAAAAGAUUGUUUGUUGGGAUAUCCGCUCAGGCGAAAUUGUCCAAGAGUAUGACAGACAUCUUGGUGCUGUAAACACCAUCACAUUUGUUGACCAGAACCGACGCUUUGUCAGCUCGUCCGAUGACAAGAGUUUAAGAGUCUGGGAAUGGGAUAUUCCAGUGGAUUUCAAAUAUAUAGCUGAUCCAUCUAUGCACUCCAUGCCAGCGGUCACUCUGUCCCCGAACGGGAAGUGGCUGGCCUGUCAGUCCAUGGACAACAAAGUCUCCAUAUUUAAUGUGCUCAACAGAUUCAAAUACAUGAGGAAGAAAACAUUUACAGGACAUAUGGUGGCUGGAUAUGCAUGUAAUGUAGACUUCUCACCGGAUAUGAGUUACAUCAUCUCAGGAGACGCAGACGGAAAGUUGUAUGUCUGGGACUGGAAGACCACCAAACUUUACAGCAAGUUCAAGGCCCACGAUGAUGUGUGUAUCAGUGUUCUGUGGCAUCCACACGAAACGUCCAAGGUGGCAACAGCAGGCUGGGACGGAAUCAUAAAGUAUUGGGACUGAGGUUAAGGUCAUAAAACAUCAAAUGUCACAACAGCUGGUUUGGGUCAAGCACCUGGAUUGAAGCUUAAAAAACAUUUAAGGUCACUAAAGCUGGCUUGGACGGGAUAAUCAAGUACUAGGACUGAGUUCAAGGUCAAUCAACAUUAAAGGUCACAACAGCAGGCUGGGACAGGGUCAUCAAGUACUAGGACUGAGGUCAAGGUCAAUCAACAUUAAAUGUCACAACAGCAGGCUGGGACAGGGUCAUCAAGUACUAGGACCGAGGUCAGUGGCACCAAUAGUAUACUUACAGUUAACAUCCUGGACAACUUUGAUCACACUUUGCCAAUGAAAGAGUUUACCAAGGACAAGUAACAAGAGGCCGUGAAGAUUGAUAUUCAUAGCCGACCAUAGGGAACACAGUGACAAAUAGUACUAAAGUGAGGUACAUAAAGGUGUACAGUGUUUUGUACUUGUUAAUAACACCUCGACAUGAAGGACAUUGUCAAUUAUUACCAGGUGUACUACACUGUAUGUAAGGUAUUCAAACAUGGAACAUAGAGUGGGUCGUUGGUUUAAGGAACUGUUAUGAUAAUAUAUAUAGUGUCAAUGUAUAAGCUGAAGUAUAACAUUAGACACUAUAUAUAUAGUCAAUGUAUAAGCUGUAGUAUAACAUUAGACUAUAUAUAGUCAAUGUAUAAGCUGUAGUAUAACAUUAGACACUAUAUAUAGUCAAUGUAUAAGCUGUAGUAUAACAUUACACUAUAUAUAUAGUCAAUAUAUAAGCUGUAGUAUAACAUUAGACACUAUAUAUAUAGUCAAUGUAUAAGCUGUAGUAUAACAUUAGACUAUAUAUAGUCAAUGUAUAAGCUGUAGUGUAACAUUAGACACUAUAUAUAGUCAAUGUAUAAGCUGUAGUAUAACAUUACACUAUAUAUAGUCAAUGUAUAAGCUGUAGUAUAACAUUACACUAUAUAUAUAGUCAAUAUAUAAGCUGUAGUAUAACAUUAGACACUAUAUAUAUAGUCAAUGUAUAAGCUGUAGUAUAACAUUAGACUAUAUAUAGUCAAUGUAUAAGCUGUAGUGUAACAUUAGACACUAUAUAUAGUCAAUGUAUAAGCUGUAGUAUAACAUUACACUAUAUAUAGUCAAUGUAUAAGCUGUAGUAUAACAUUAGACACUAUAUAUGUAGUCAAUGUAUAAGCUGUAGUAUAACAUUACACUAUAUAUAUAGUCAAUGUAUAAGCUGAAGUAUAACAUUACACUAUAUAUAUAGUCAAUGUAUAAGCUGUAGUAUAACAUUAGACACUAUAUAUAGUCAAUGUAUAAGCUGUAGUAUAACAUUAGACACUAUAUAUAGUCAAUGUAUAAGCUGUAGUAUAACAUUACACUAUAUAUAUAGUCAAUGUAUAAGCUGUAGUAUAACAUUACACACUAUAUAUAUAUAGUCAAUGUAUAAGCUGUAGUAUAACAGACACUAUAUAUAGUCAAUGUAUAAGUUGUAGUAUAACAUUAGACACUAUAUAUAUAGUCAAUGUAUAAGUUUUAGUAUAACAGACACUAUAUAUAGUCAAUGUAUAAGCUGUAGUAUAACAUUACACUAUAUAUAUAGUCAAUGUAUAAGCUGUAGUAUAACAUUAGACUAUAUAUAGUCAAUGUAUAAGCUGUAGUAUAACAUUAGACACUAUAUAUAUAGUCAAUGUAUAAGCUGUAGUAUAACAUUAGACACUAUAUAUAU